Messenger RNA from Glycine soja, 1164 nucleotides. Its product is annotated as vacuolar protein sorting-associated protein 28 homolog 2-like. Lineage: Eukaryota; Viridiplantae; Streptophyta; Magnoliopsida; Fabales; Fabaceae. The transcript has 2 exons. Gene Ontology annotation, cellular component: ESCRT I complex. Gene Ontology annotation, biological process: protein transport to vacuole involved in ubiquitin-dependent protein catabolic process via the multivesicular body sorting pathway. Gene Ontology annotation, molecular function: protein-containing complex binding. The record is from RefSeq and is a predicted model, not a curated record. The coding region runs from base 231 to 869 and encodes 212 amino acids.
GGAGCCCACACGCAACCUCUCUCUCUCUUUCCCGUGUACCGUACCGCACCAGAUUUAUGUCAUGCAAUCCCUUCCAUUCUUAAUAUACAAACCAUAAGCAACAACAACGCACCAUUCGAUAACGUCUUCUGGUUCUUUGAAGAAGAAACCUUUCUCUUUGCGCGUGUCCCGUUCUCUUCUCCAAUCCUCCUCCAUCCCCACUGUGUGAUCUGAUCCUAAACCUUAUAGCCAUGACUACCAUGGAGAUUAAGCUAUGGAAUGACAAGCGCGAAAGAGAAAUGUAUGACAACUUUGGGGAGCUUUAUGCCAUUAUCAAAGCCACUGAGAGGCUUGAGAAGGCCUAUGUUAGAGAUAUAAUUUCACCGCAGGAAUAUGAGUUGGAGUGCCAGAAGCUCAUAGCUCAUUUCAAAACCUUAGCUUCCACCCUUAAAGACACUGUGCCUAGCAUUGAGCGAUUUGCAGAUACUUACAAGAUGGAGUGCCCUGCAGCGAUUAACCGUCUCGUGGUUUCUGGUGUGCCUGCUACCGUGGAGCAUCGCACAACUGCGGCUGCCUCUGCUUCCACCUCUGCCGCUACUGUGGCCGAGUGUGUUCAGAAUUUUAUUACUUCAAUGGAUUCCUUGAAACUUAACAUGGUGGCUGUGGAUCAGGUGCACCCGUUGCUCUCGGACCUUUAUGCUUCGCUUAAUAAGUUGACAAUCCUGCCCCCUGAUUUUGAGGGGAAAACCAAAAUGAAGGAAUGGAUUGCAAGGUUAUCUAAGAUGGGUGCAGCUGAUGAGUUGACGGAACAACAGGCAAGGCAGCUUCACUUUGAUCUUGAGUCUUCUUACAACUCCUUUAUGGCAGCCCUGCCCAAUGCUGGUACAUGACUGAGUGACCAGUGCUUGUAUAUUAAAUCAGAAUUUCCUUUUUUUUCAUGUUUUUUUUUUCUUUGGAUACUAAUCUUGAUGAUUGGAAAGGAAUUUUCUAUUUGGUUACAGCUUAUACAUUUUUAAUGCUGGGUCCUGGAUAGUUACAAAUGAUGGCUUUGUGCUGAUCAUUGAAGCUUUAUUUUAUAUUGUGGAUGUGCUUUCAGCUUUGGUUUUCUUACCUGCAGUUGUUUGGUUUGAGUGUCUUUCCUCUUAGCAAGGGUGAAAUCUUACAGAAACUUGAUUAUUGAGUUUA